Molecule: messenger RNA, 1236 nt
Organism: Lolium rigidum
Lineage: Eukaryota; Viridiplantae; Streptophyta; Magnoliopsida; Poales; Poaceae
Product: putative serpin-Z5
Exons: 2
Coding region: 1-1236 (411 amino acids)
Molecular function (GO): serine-type endopeptidase inhibitor activity
Source: RefSeq, a predicted model, not a curated record
AUGGUCGCCGCAAUCCGCGACGGGCAGACAUCCUUCGCGCUCCGCCUCGCCAAGCACCUCGCGCCGGCAGGCGGCAACGCCACCAAGGGAAACGUCGCCUUCUCCCCGGUGUCCAUCCACGCGGCGCUGGCGCUCCUGGCGGCGGGGGCGCGCGGCGCGACGCUCAACCAGCUGCUCGCCUUCCUCGAGGCGCCGUCAGCGGCGGGCCUCGCCGAUUGCGGGCGCCUCAUCGUCCAUCGCGUCCUGGGCGAUCGAGCGGCUUCCGGAGGGCCGCGCGUCCUCUUCAGCGGCGGUAUCUGGAUCGACGCCUCGCGCGGCGGGCUCAAGACGGCGUUCCGGGACGUCGCGGUUGAGUCCUACAAGUCCAAGGCCCGGACCGUGAGCUUCGCCAGCGAGCCGGAGGAAGUAGCCGAGGCGAUCAACAGUUGGGUAAAGAAGGCCACGAACAACCUAAUCGACUCCAUUAUCUCCGCCGACGACUUCGCCGCCGGCACCGACCUCGUGCUCGCCAACGCGGUCUACUUCAAGGCCAAGUGGGACGUUCCGUUCGAACCGCGCCGCUCGCGGCCCAGCACGUUCCACCGGCUCGACGGCAGCCGUGUCGACGUACAGUUCAUGUCCCAGACCAUGUACAGGGCGCAGUACGCCUCGUGCGUCGACGGGUUCAAGGUGCUCAAGCUCCCCUACGAGCACGGCCGAGACGACGUACAAAAGCAUGGCCGAGGCGGCGCAGCUGGCGUGGCUUCGCCUGACGCGGACGACACACAGUACUCCAUGUACCUCUUCCUCCCGCACGAGCGCCAGGGGAUCGCCAAGAUGGUGGACGCGAUCACCGCCAAGCCAGACUACCUGUACAAUGUCCUGACCAAGACGGCGGCUGUGACCGUCAGGGUUAGACUGCCCAAAUUUGAGAUAAGCUUCAAACGGGACCUUGUCAGUGACCUCCGUCAGCUGGGGCUCUCGCUGCCAUUCUCGUCGGAGUCGGCCGACCUGCGGGGCAUUUUCGAGAAGGAAAGCCGCACAUUCCUGAGCAAGCUUCUGCACAAAGCAGUCGUCAAGGUGGACGAAGACGGGACAGAGGCGGCUGCGGUCACAAUUGGGCUAUUUGAUACUACUGCAAGGCAGCGAGAGCCACCGGUCCAGUUCGUCGCUGACCAUCCGUUCAGUUUCUUCAUCAUGGAGGAGCGGUCAGGGGUGAUCGUCUUCGCCGGCCAUGUCCUUGAUCCCACCAACUGA